GUAAUACUACAAAAAAUACAUAAAUAGAAAAAAAAAAAGACAAUUAAGGUAGACAGAAGAGCUGUGUGCACAGCUAUAGUCACAAGAAGAAUCAGCUCUCUCCGCCUCCCUCUUCUCUCCUUUUCACUCCUCCUCUGCCUUACCCAGCACUCAGCCAUCCAUGAGUGUAACCAACUCCUCUGCCUAUCGAUCGGAGCGGAGUUUCCACCAGACUUCAUCCUCAACUACGUCCUCUGGUAACCCAUACAUGGAGAAGAGCCGGGGACUGUUUGCUGAGGACUUUGGCUCCUUCAUGAGGCCCGGGAGCGACACCAUGGGUUUUUCCAGUGGAGCUGGGAAUAUCAAGACUCUUGACGAUUCAUACCAGUUCACAGUUGACGUGCGAGACUUCUCCCCUGAAGAUAUCAUCGUCACCACAUCCAACAACCAGAUAGAAGUUCGUGCAGAAAAGUUGGCCCAGGACGGUUCAGUGAUGAACACUUUCACUCACAAGUGCCAGCUACCCGAGGAUGUGGAUCCCACCUCAGUGACAUCAUCACUGGGGACCGAGGGGACCCUUACGGUCCGGGCGCGGCGAAACCCGGCCAAACACGAGCUCGUACAGACCUUCCGCACCGAGAUCAAAAUCUAGAGAGGGGCCGACCCCCCACCUCUUGUGCUUUCACACCACUUCCUGUACUUCUUAUCCUCACUGUCAUCAUUCUAUUCUACUUCAAACACACAGAGUUGACACUGUGCUCUGUGACACAAUGCCUCAUUUAUGUUCUGAGUUAGUUAAUCCCAUAUAUAAACAAUGGGACAUGCACAUAAUGUAAGGAGACACAAAGGGCCACAGGAGCACCAUUUCCCAUAAUGACACACACACACACACACAAACACACCUACCACAAUUAAACGAUCAGUUAACGACUCCGCUGCCCCCUGAUGCGAUUCUAAAACAGUCACUCCUA
Molecule: messenger RNA, 950 nt
Organism: Archocentrus centrarchus (flier cichlid)
Lineage: Eukaryota; Metazoa; Chordata; Actinopteri; Cichliformes; Cichlidae
Gene: hspb7
Product: heat shock protein family, member 7 (cardiovascular)
Exons: 3
Coding region: 161-631 (156 amino acids)
Biological process (GO): heart development
Cellular component (GO): cytoplasm; nucleus
Source: RefSeq, a predicted model, not a curated record